AUGAGUGGUGCGGAAGUCUCCAGGAUGCCAACAAACGAAUCCUUUGAUGGGAGCUUGGAUAAUAGGAGGUCCAGGACCAAACACACAGCUCCGUUCAAGCCUAGGACUAACCAGCCUGCGCCUGCCCCACCACGGGAGUCUAUGAAGAGAAAUAGUGAAGCUAUGGUCCUAGAUGAGGAAGAUAUAUCGUUCAGCUUAUCCAUAUCCUCCCCUCAAUCUACGAGUUCUCAAAGAAGCUCGCUAGAAUGUCCGGGACAGCUCCGUCUAAAGCGCAGGAAAAUGAGCAACAAACUUCCACCGACACCACCAUCAUUAUCACAAGAGGAAGAGGCGGAAUUGGCACCAUAUUCACUUCCUUUGGACACACAGCCUCCAGUAGCUCCCUUCCGUCAUACUAAUGAUAGGCCGACUAGACUAGAACUAAAUCCUCUUCUCAAAGAAGAUAUAUCAAGAGCAGAGAUGUACGAGGACUCUUGGCUGCGCGCCCAAGAAUCUUCUGUCUCACAACUUCUCAAUUCAGUUCUUUCCCAGGCGUUCACGGAGCGUUCGAACCUUCAGACACCCGAAAUUCGGACACGCUUUUUGAGUAUAUAUUCCUCACCGCCGUUCCCCCUUCUGUUCAAACGAUUACAAGCUAGUUUGCUCUAUGGAGCUCUAGCUCCCCCCAAGGAUGUUCUGGAGAAAAGCUCAGCUGCAAAACUUAGUGGCAGUGGAGUGGGUUUGAACGGCCAAGGCUGGGGGUGGGCAGAAGAUUUAGCUCUGAGGAAGAAGUUUCUCAAUCUCUUUAUGGAAACUUAUGAAACUGUGGCUUUAGUUCCCGGGUUGGAGGUGGUCAUUGGCAGGGAGAUGUUUGUCACUACACCUAAGACUAUUUUGGAUCAAAGAAAAGUCAUCGAGAGCUUUGCUGAAAGGUACCUAAUGCGCAGCGAGGAUACACUGGCUUGCCCUCCAGCCGAGGAUACUUGCAGGAGAGGUGCUGUAGAACGGCAUUCCCAAGGUGAUAACGAAGAUCGGGGUAGUACAAUCUGGUUGCUUAGGAAGAGUAUACUACGCAGCUUGAUGCUCGUAUUAUUGAUGGAUAAGGCCAAAUCUCAAGGGAUUUUAGGCCGAAAAAAUUUGUUUAAGAAGUCAUCCCCCCACAAAUCUUCGACUUCAGUACUGCAUGCCUUCUCACGAUUACUCCUGCCCUCGGUUGGUGACAUUUUGCGCCCCCUGGGACAUCUCAAUUACUUGCCAGAGGUCUCGCAGUGUCCGCUUGAAGAGUACGAGUAUGAGAUUACAAAUCUAGCCGUUGAUAUGCGUGAUGGGAUUCGCCUCUCGCGCGUCGUGGAACUGCUCCUUUACCCGGGAUCUCCAGCUUCCAAUUCCGGAAAGGCUCCUCAAGGGAAAUGGCCCCUUACCUCGAACCUCAAGUUCCCUGCAACAUCCAGAGCUCAUAAAUUGCACAAUGUCUCGAUAGGAAUUUCGGCCUUAGACUCCGUAGGAGGUAAUCCCCGGGGUGUUACAGCGAAGGACGUUGUAGAUGGGUUUAGGGAGAAGACGGUGGGAUUGCUCUGGGGUAUCGUGAGUCGGUGGGGUUUGGAGCAGCUGGUGGACUGGAACGAAGUCAAGAGGGAAAUCCGAAGACUCCAGGAUCGCAAGGCGCCAGCAGACACAAGACACCCCGUUUUGCCCAUCAUGGGUUACUACAACGAGCCCACAGAUCAUGUUCGGUUGUUGAAAGAUUGGUCGGGAUGCAUCGCGUCAGCCCACGGAAUUCAGGUCGAUAACUUGACGACAAGCUUCGGCGACGGACGCGUGUUCCAAAAGAUUGUUGAGGAGUAUGAACAGUACUUUCCGGCGAGUGCAAGGAGAGAGAAGAACGCUCCGUUAAAGACCAAGUUGCGGGCACUCGGCUGUAGCUCAUACUUUGGUAAGAUUUGGCUGGGUUUUCUGUGUGAAACGUGUGCUAAUUUUCCGCCAACCUGUAGCUAG
Messenger RNA from Tuber melanosporum (Perigord truffle), 1974 nucleotides. RefSeq lists its product as uncharacterized. The transcript has 2 exons. Gene Ontology annotation, molecular function: protein binding. Gene Ontology annotation, biological process: establishment of meiotic spindle localization; mitotic cell cycle; spindle organization. Lineage: Eukaryota; Fungi; Ascomycota; Pezizomycetes; Pezizales; Tuberaceae. The record is from RefSeq and is a predicted model, not a curated record. Gene Ontology annotation, cellular component: spindle pole. Bases 1 to 1974 code for a protein of 657 amino acids.